Messenger RNA from Seriola aureovittata, 3397 nucleotides. It is a transcript of the gene selenoo1, whose product is annotated as selenoprotein O1. The transcript has 9 exons. Lineage: Eukaryota; Metazoa; Chordata; Actinopteri; Carangiformes; Carangidae. The record is from RefSeq and is a predicted model, not a curated record.
AUGUGACUCCGUCUGUCUCGCAAACAUCCGCUCUGUUUAGGAUUAUGAAAGCAUGAUUAGCGAGAACUUUAUAACUGCGCCACCGCGCCACUGAAUAAAAGCGGACGGAUGGCCCCGGUUGAAUGGCUUAUUUAGGACCUCGACUGGGACCAUCGCGCAUCUUUGUCCCCGGUGUUUCCGUGUUCAGACUCUUCAGCUCGGUCGGGAUGGACGACAUGGGUCUGGCAAUGAGUCGUUCCCCGCUGGAGCGGCUCGACUUUGACAACGUCGCCCUCAAGAAACUACCCCUGGACCCGUCCGAGGAGCCGGGGGUACGGCAGGUGAAAGGAGCGUGUUUCUCCCGGGUGAAGCCGCAGCCGCUGACCAAGCCUCGGUUCGUGGCUGUGUCGCAUGAAGCCCUGGCGCUGCUGGGUCUCAGCGAGGAGGAGGUCACGAACGAUCCGCUCGGACCAGAGUAUCUCAGCGGCUCCAGAGUGAUGCGUGGAUCUGAGCCCGCCGCACACUGCUACUGCGGCCACCAGUUCGGCCAGUUCGCCGGGCAGCUGGGCGACGGGGCGGCCUGCUACCUGGGGGAGGUGAAGGUGCCACCCGGCCAGGAUCGCGAGCUGCUGCGGGAAAACCCAAGUGGCCGGUGGGAGAUUCAGGUGAAGGGAGCAGGACUGACUCCUUAUUCCAGACAAGCCGAUGGCCGUAAGGUCCUGCGCUCCAGCAUAAGAGAGUUCCUGUGCAGCGAAGCAAUGUUCUUCCUGGGUGUGCCCACCACCAGAGCAGGCUCCGUAGUGACCUCUGACAGCAGGGUCAUACGGGAUGUAUACUACAGCGGACAACCUCGCCAUGAGAGAUGCUCUGUGGUCCUCCGCAUCGCCCCCACCUUCCUCAGGUUUGGAUCCUUUGAAAUCUUCAAGCAGGCGGACGAGUUCACAGGCCGUCAGGGUCCCAGCUACGGACGUGAUGAGAUCCGAAGUCAGAUGAUGGAUUAUGUCAUUGAGACGUUUUACCCCGAGAUCCAGCAGAAUUACCCAGACCGAGUGGAGAGGAACGUGGCUUUCUUCCGAGAGGUGAUGAGUCGUACAGCUCAACUCGUGGCACAGUGGCAGUGUGUAGGUUUCUGCCAUGGAGUCCUGAACACAGACAACAUGAGCAUCCUGGGACUCACGCUGGACUACGGUCCAUAUGGCUUUAUGGACAGGUUUGAUCCGGAUUUCAUUUGCAACGCCUCCGAUAACUCCGGCCGUUACUCCUACCAGGCGCAGCCGGCUAUUUGCAGGUGGAACCUGGUGAAGCUAGCGGAGGCUCUUGCUCCAGAGCUGCCACCAGACCGGGCUGAGGCUGUUAUGGAUGAGUACCUGGAUCUGUAUAACGGCUUCUACAUAGAGAACAUGAGGAAAAAACUGGGUUUAUUGAAGAAGGAGGAGCCUGAAGAUGAAAUUCUGAUCACUGAGCUGCUGCAGGCCAUGCACAACACAGGUGCUGACUUCACAAACACCUUCCGCAGCUUGAGUCAGAUUUCCUGUCCCACUGAGGGAGAAGGUGAAGGAGAAGAGGAGCUUGCGAAGAAAGCCACAGCCCUCCUGCUGGAACAGUGUGCCUCUUUAGAGGAGCUCAAAGCCGCCAACAAACCUACUAUGGAUCCACGUGAGCUGGCGAUGCUGCUCUCUAUGGCUCAGAGCAACCCAGCGCUGUUCCAGAUGAUCUCAGACAGGAUGACAAUAGCGAGGCAGUUAGACAAACUCAGCAGACUGAAAGACCUGAUGGACACCAGCCAGGAAGAGCUGAAAACCAAACAGGCGGAGGAGUGGACCAGCUGGAUCACACGCUAUAGGAAGCGUCUGGCUCGCGAGCUGGAGGGCCAGAGUGAUGUGCAGGCUGUGCAGGAGGAGAGGGUGAGGGUGAUGGACAGCACCAACCCUCGUGUCAUUCUCAGGAACUACAUUGCCCAGAAUGCAAUAGAGGCUGCUGAGAACGGAGACUUCUCUGAGGUCCAGCGGGUCCUCAAGGUUCUGGAGAAGCCUUUUUCUUCCCAGCCAGGUCUGGAGCUUCCUGCGUGGGUUGGCAGAGGCGGUGCCACUGAACAGGGAGAGAGGGAUGAAGGAGAGGAGCAACAGCAAGAGGCUGCAUCUACAUCCACAGACACAGCCAGGAGUCCUGUUCCCUAUGACAGCAAGCCCCCAGCUUGGGCCCAUGAAAUCUGUGUUACAUGAUCUUCGUAGUAACUUCCCUGAUUGUUAGCCUGCCUGCCUAAAAUGACAAGAGAGUUUCUUUAAUCCAUAUUUUUUACCUUUAUACCCCCCCCCUCAGUCACUGUGUAACUCUCUGUUACUUUAGCAGGCAGCGUCAAGGAAGUUAGUGUGAGGCACGACACACUACAGGCUACCUAGCUGAUACAAAGCAGACAGGGAAUGAGUUGAGUUUGGUGGUACAAAUAUAUAUAAAUUACAAACAUGAUGUUGCCAUGUCUGGUGAAAAGCUUUUGACCAUGUGUGAAACGUUUUUUUCUGAUGACAUUGACAUUUCUGCUUAAAACAGAAUUUUGUAAUGGGCUUCAACGUCUAAAUCUGAGGAAUUUGCUCGACAAGGGGUUGGCGGGGUCACCCUUAAAUCCAUGCGUGGCAUUUUUGAAUGCAAGAUGCAUUCAGUGAAAGAAAAAUAGAUGGGAUUUUUAUACAAAAGUGCACACAAAUGCAGUUUAUGAAAUACAUUUAGGGGCAUUUUUAUUAUUUCUGGUGACUUUUCGUCUUUGCAAAAAAAAUACCCUCAACUUGUUCCCUGUCUGUUUUGUGUUUCGUUAGAUAUUGAUGACGGCUCAGACAACAUGUCCGACAGUGACCUGUCUGACUCUGAUAAAUUGUGUGGUGUCGCCUCAAAAUAUACCAAAUAAUAUGAUUUGUGUGUGUGUGAGUGAGUGAAAGAGAUGAUCUUUUAGGCACGUUUGUUGGUGAAAGGGAAUGAUUGCACAUGAUCCAAUGAGCCGCAGAAGAUAAGACACGCACAAUAUAUUCUACUAUAAUAGAAAGCACUGUGUUUUGCCACUGUCAUAGCAGCACUUGAUACGCACAGAACCACAAACCAUGUUUUAUCUUAAUAUGUUCCGUAGGCAUGCAAACUACUGUUGGUCUAGAUUUGAUUGAAGGAAAAAAAAAUGGGAUCUGCAUAUUUGAGUAUUUUAGUUUGGCUGUGAACAUGCACAGAUGUUAGAGGAAGUUUAAUAUAACUGGUAUAAAUGUGAUUCAUACCCUUCUGUGAAUUCGUUUGAGCUAUGAUGGCGCCUCAUAGCACUGACUAUAACUUCCUCCAUUUGAACCAGGAUCACUCUGUUGUCUAGGCAACUGGAUUCAGAUCUUUUUGUCAAAAUAAAGCCAUUAGGCUCUAACAAAUAAUAAAAAUGGACAGAAAGAGA